Molecule: messenger RNA, 567 nt
Organism: Hepatospora eriocheir
Lineage: Eukaryota; Fungi; Microsporidia; Hepatosporidae
Source: the annotation of a GenBank genome assembly
AUGGAUUUAAAUGUUUAUCCGGAACUAAAAGAAGUAAAAAUAUAUAAAUAUCAUGGAAAUUAUGAAGAAGCAAUACAAAUAUUAAUUAAAUUAAUAGAUGAAACAGAUGAAGACGAUAUAGCCCACUAUUACUUAUUAUUAGAGUAUUCAGGAUGUCUAAUUGAUAAUAUUUAUAUGAGAAUUAGUGAUGGUGUUUUUGAAGAAGAAAAUGAAGAUUUGGAAAUAGCUUGGAACUAUCUAGAAGAAUGUAAGAUUAAAUUUAAUGAAAUAUUUCUUGAUAACCAAGCUUUAUUAAAGAUUUACAAAUAUCAAGGAGAUAUCGAAUGUUUAGAUAAUAAAUUCAAUGAUGGAAUGGAAGCAUAUAAGAAAGCUAUAGCUAUUUGUGAAGAUAAUGAAACAUUAGUAGAAUUGUAUAACUCAUUAGGAGAAGCAUGUAUUCAAAAUAAUGAAUUAAAUGAAUCAAUUGACUUUUAUAGGAGAGCAUACAAAUUAACAAAUGAUAAUGAAAAGAAGAAUCAAAUUAAGGAAAUUAUAACUAGAAUGAAAAUAAAGAAACAAAAAUUUUAA